Hyla sarda is the source of this 1858-nucleotide messenger RNA. RefSeq names its product Sep (O-phosphoserine) tRNA:Sec (selenocysteine) tRNA synthase (gene SEPSECS). Gene Ontology annotation, biological process: conversion of seryl-tRNAsec to selenocys-tRNAsec; selenocysteine incorporation. The transcript has 10 exons. Lineage: Eukaryota; Metazoa; Chordata; Amphibia; Anura; Hylidae. The record is from RefSeq and is a predicted model, not a curated record. Gene Ontology annotation, molecular function: tRNA binding; O-phosphoseryl-tRNA(Sec) selenium transferase activity. Bases 370 to 1707 code for a protein of 445 amino acids.
ACGAUUUUGCUAUACGGUUCCUGUAUCAGGUUUUUGGUUAAAAAAAACAAAAACGGAUUCCUCAAAACCUGUAUCAAAACAUAUAUACAAAUUUUUAUCUGUAUACGGUUGAAAACCGUAUACGGUUUGAAAAAUGAUGUCCGGUUGCAUCCGUUUUUUAAGAAAAAAAACGUAUACGUUUUGAACUUUUCACUCCAUUAUGAAUAAAGUUUCACUUGUUUGAUUGAAAUUCCAAAAAAAAUAAAAUGUGGAAAGUCAAAAACCGUAUGGUGAUAGCUGGAUGGAACCGUACGCAACAUACAGGGUAAAUGUCCGCAGGACCCUUGGGAUGAGAGCACCAUUGAGCUCUUCCUUCAUGAGCUGGCCGUCAUGGACAGUAAUAAUUUCCUUGGAAAUUGUGGCGUAGGGGAGCGAGAAGGAAGAGUGGCUUGUGGCUUGGUUUCCCGAAGACAUUAUCGACUUAUACAUGGAAUAGGAAGGUCAGGGGAUAUAUCUGCUGUGCAACCCAAAGCUGCGGGCUCAAGUCUCCUCAAUAAACUAACCAAUUCCCUCAUGCUGGAUGUUCUCCGGACUGCAGGUGUGCGAACUGCAGCCAGCUGCUUUGUUGUUCCUAUGGCAACUGGAAUGAGUUUAACUCUUUGCUUCCUGACGCUCCGCCAUAAAAGGCCGAAAGCAAAAUACAUAAUUUGGCCUCGGAUAGACCAGAAGUCGUGCUUCAAGUCAAUGAUCACUGCAGGUUUUGAGCCAGUGGUGAUUGAGAAUGUUCUGGAAGGGGAUGAAUUGCGCACUGAUCUGAAUGCUGUAGAAUCCCGAAUCGCUGAGCUGGGAGCUGAGAAUAUCCUGUGUAUUCAUUCAACUACAUCGUGUUUUGCCCCUCGUGUACCUGACAGACUGGAGGAACUGGCAGAGAUCUGUGCCAAAUAUGAUAUCCCUCACAUAGUCAACAAUGCUUAUGGUGUCCAGUCUUCAAAAUGUAUGCAUCUCAUCCAGCAGGGCGCCCGCAAGGGCAGGAUUGAUGCUUUUGUGCAGAGUUUAGACAAGAACUUCAUGGUUCCUGUUGGUGGCGCUGUUGUAGCAGGCUUUAAUGAGUCUUUCCUUGAAGAAAUUAGCAAAAUGUAUCCUGGGAGAGCGUCAGCCUCUCCAUCUCUGGAUGUCCUGAUAACACUGCUGUCACUUGGGGCAAGUGGAUAUAAGAAUCUAUUGACAGAAAGGAAGGAGUUAUUCACAUACCUUGCCAAUGAACUGAAGGCCUUGGCGACAAAACAUAAUGAAAGGUUACUAGAUACCCCACAUAAUCCCAUUUCACUAGCUAUGUCUUUGAAGAAUCUGAGUGAGAAGGACGGUCAAGCCAUCACCCAGCUUGGUUCUAUGCUCUUCACAAGACAAGUGUCCGGUGGCAGGGUUGUGCCACUUGGAACAUCACAAACAGUGAGCGGAUAUGUCUUUAAGGGCUUUAUGUCCCACAGCAAUGACUAUCCAUGCGCUUACCUGAAUGCAGCAUCAGCCAUUGGUAUUAAAAAGCAAGAUAUUGACCUGUUCAUCAAAAGACUGGACAAAUGCCUCAGGCAAUGCAAGAAAGGGAAACACUCGGAGAUUGAUGCUUCAGGUUCUGGACAAAUGCCUCAGGCAAUUGCAACACUGGAGGAAGAUGUUACAGAAUUAACCAAAGAUUUUACAGCUUCUGUGCAGGUAGAAGCUGAGGCCUAACACUAUAUAAAAGCUGAAGAUCUAGACGGAAUCUCUGCAAUGCAGUUGGCUGCAUCCACACUUGUCAUGAGUUAUGUGUAGAAGGCUUUUAAGAGUGCUAAAUCUCCUUAUUUUAGAACCUAUAUAAUUUGGAUAAAAAAGAGGCACUUUC